GUUGGUUCUUUAUUCCCUUUCAUUUUUUAUCAUAGCUGCCUCCAAUACGUACACUUGGCACUAAUCAUGGGAGAGGGGGGGGGGAAUCGUCAGGAUAUGAGUCUCCUGAAAACAUGAAAUUUACAAGAAGAAAAAUAAUCAAAAAUGCUGAUAAAUGGCACAAUAACUUUUGUUUGUUACGCCUUUCGCGUUAGACUUUCCUUGUGGCGUUAGAAUUUGGUGUAAAAUGUAAUGUAAUGGGGUGUCUAUUUUGUAUUUUUAUGGCUUAACCCUGCUGUUCUGUUGCAAAGUGAACCCUUAUAAAGUUUACAAAUUCUCCUAAAUAUAUUUUUUUAAAUGUAAAAAAGGCCCCAUUUUUUUCUUUCAAUAAUAUACAUAUAUAUAUAUAUAUAUACAUGUAUGCAUGUGUAUAUGUAUAUAUUUGUAUUUAUAUACAUUGUGUAUGUACAUAUGUAUACUGUAUGUUUCUAUGCAAUUGUUUAUAUAUUUUAAUUUAUAAUAAUUAUUAUUUUUAUUUUUUUUAAUUGGAAUUAACCUUGAAUUCAAAAUGUCCUUUCAUUUACAAUGGCUGGAGUACCGCCGAUUCUGCAGCAGGGCGUGCCAAAAACUCCCGAACUGAGUUGACACUUGGUUGCAGUCAUUAACUGAUUUGCAAAUGACGUCUGUCAGUUUGUCCGUCUUAUUUCUUUUACAUCUGCACCCUGAUGCUCACAUCAUGAUUGCGUUUUAACUCCCGGCAAAACAAAAAUUACCAAAUUAGAUUUAUUUUUUCCUUGUUGUAGCCUACUUUUGUUUUCAAAAGAGCCCCAUGUAAGAAGAAGAAAAAGUGCACCUCCGCGGGUCUCUGGAUGCAAGUGACCGGGGAAGAGGACUCGGUUAGGGGGGACUCAACGCCGCCGAAGCUUGGGAGCUCUCCAGGCGACAAUAUGUGCAGCAAGUGCUACGAGAACCAAACGUUUAUCCACGACGAUGGCACCGCGAACGGCACGAACACACGCUGUUGCAAGGGAACGUUCCAAACCGUGGGCGGCACCAGUGGGGUGAUCUUGGACAUCUCCAGGCUGAAUGCGGAGCAGCCGGAGAGCGAGGUGCCCCCGCUGCCGCCUCGCUUCCGCUUCCGGGACCUUCUGAUCGGGGACCAGAGCUUUCAGAACGACAGGGUACACGUUGAGUUUUAUGUGAACGAAAACACCUUCAAGGAGCGUCUCAAGCUUUUCUUCAUCAAAAACCAACGAUCCAGCCUGAGAAUUCGCGUGUUCAACUUCUCCCUGAAGCUGCUCACCUGCCUACUCUACAUCAUCCGAGUGGUGACGGACCACCCGGGUCAGAGCGCCCACAGCUUCAGCCCGUCGAGCGCUCCAGCUGGCAACGCCAAAAGCAUGGACUGCCACUGGAACGGAUCGACACAGGACCGAGACAUUAACUGGGAGUUGAUCUUUUGGGUGGACCGGAAGAUUCCUGUCUGGGCCAUUCAAGUCACUGUGGCCAUCAUCAGCUUCCUGGAGACGAUGCUGCUGAUGUAUCUGAGCUACAAGGGGAACAUUUGGGAGCAGAUGUUCCAAGUGUCCUUCCUCCUGGAGAUGAUCAACACGGUCCCCUUCAUCAUUACGAUCUUCUGGCCGUCCAUUAGGAACAUCUUCAUUCCGGUCUUCCUCAACUGUUGGCUUGCCAAAUGCGCUCUGGAGAACAUGAUCAACGACGUCCACAGAGCGAUCCAGAGGACCAACUCGGCUAUGUUCAACCAGGUCCUCAUCCUCAUCUGUACUCUACUCUGCUUGGUCUUCACUGGCACAUGUGGAAUUCAGCACCUGGAGCGAGCGGGCAAACACCUCUCGCUGUUCAACUCCUUCUACUUCUGCAUCGUCACCUUCUCCACGGUGGGCUUUGGCGACGUCACCCCCCGCAUUUGGCCAUCACAGCUUCUGGUGGUCAUCAUGAUCUGCGUGGCCCUGGUGGUGCUGCCCCUGCAGUUUGAGGAGCUGAUGUACCUGUGGAUGGAGAGCCAGAAAUCGGGGGGCAACUACAGCCGUCACCGGGCGCAGACGGAGAAGCACGUGGUCCUGUGCGUCAGCGUGCUCAAAAUAGACCUGCUCAUGGACUUCCUCAAUGAGUUCUACGCCCACCCCAGGCUGCAGGAUUAUUACGUGGUGAUCCUGUGUCCGAGCGAAAUGGGCCUUCAGGUGCGACGUGUCCUCCAGAUCCCGCUGUGGUCGCAGCGAGUCAUCUGUCUGCAAGGCUCCGUUCUCAAAGACCAGGACCUGCUCAGAGCCAAAAUGGAUGACGCCGAGGCCUGCUUCAUCCUGAGCAAUCGUAACGAGGUGGAUCGCACAGCAGCGGAUCAUCAGACCAUCCUGAGAGCCUGGGCCGUCAAGGACUUUGCUCCAAACUGUCCACUUUAUGUUCAGAUACUCAAACCCGAGAACAAGUUUCACGUCAAAUUUGCAGAUCAUGUCGUCUGUGAGGAGGAGUUCAAGUACGCCAUGUUGGCCCUUAACUGCAUAUGUCCUGCCACCUCCACCCUGGUCACGCUCCUGGUGCACACUUCCAGUGGACGGGAAGGACAACAGUCUCCAGAGCAGUGGCAGCGCAUGUACGGCUGUUGCUCCGGUAACGAGGUCUACCACAUCCGACUGAGUGAGAGCAAGUUCCUUGGGGCGUACCGUGGCAAAAGCUUCACCUACGCAUCUUUCCACGCGCACAAGAAGUACGGCGUGUGUCUGAUUGGCAUCAGGAAGGAGGACAAGAGCAUCCUGCUGAAUCCGGGCCCACGCCACAUUAUGGAGGCCACAGACACCUGCUACUACAUCAACAUUACAAAGGAGGAGAACUCGGCCUUCAUCUUCAACGGGGAAGAGCAGAAAGGCGGCACUGGGGCACGACACUACGACGGACCCUCGCAGCUUCCCGUACACAGCAUCAUCGCCAGCAUGGGCACUGUCGCCAUGGACCUUCAGAACUCAAGCCCGCCAGGCCCCGCUGGCUCCAUGGCGGUCCCGCCCACGCUCAACGAAACGGGCAGCCGCCGGCCCAGCAUCGCUCCGGUUCAGGAGAUCGCAGACUCAUCCUCAAUCUUGCCGUGUGACCUCCUUGGUGACCAGUUGGAGGAUGACGCUGUCUUCACGGAUGAGAGAGGCCACUCAUUCACAGAGUAUGUGAAAGGUUACCCCCCUAACUCUCCUUACAUCGGAAGCUCGCCCACCUUGUGCCAUCUGCUGGCUGAGAAAUCCCCGUUUUGCUGCCUACGUCUGGACCAGGGCUGCAGGCACAACAGUUUUGAGGACGCAAAGGCAUACGGUUUCAAAAACAAGCUCAUCAUCGUGUCGGCGGAGACGGCCGGGAACGGUCUCUACAACUUUAUAGUGCCUCUCCGAGCGUAUUACAGGCCCCGGCAGGAACUCAAUCCCAUCGUCUUACUGCUGGACAACCUGCCAGAUAAUCAUUUCCUAGAGGCCAUCUGCAGCUUCCCUAUGGUCUACUACAUGGCUGGGGCUAUAGACAAUCUCGACAGCCUUCUGCAGUGCGGCAUCAUAUACGCAGACAAUUUGGUCGUAGUGGACAAAGAGAGCACGAUGAGCGCAGAGGAAGACUACAUGGCCGACGCCAAAACUAUUGUCAACGUGCAGACAAUGUUUCAGUUGUUUCCCAGCCUCAGCAUCAUCACGGAGCUCACACAUCCGUCCAACAUGAGGUUCAUGCAGUUUCGGGCCAAGGACUGCUACUCGCUGGCUCUAUCCAAGCUGGAAAAGAAAGAGCGCGACAAAGGCUCCAACUUGGCUUUCAUGUUCCGCCUCCCUUUCGCCGCGGGCCGAGUGUUCAGCAUCAGCAUGCUUGACACGCUGCUUUACCAGUCAUUUGUGAAGGACUACAUAAUCCUCAUUGCGAGGCUGCUGCUGGGGCUGGACACCACUCCAGGAUCGGGAUACCUGUGUGCUAUGAAAGUAACAGAGGGAGAUCUGUGGAUCGGUACCUAUGGCAGACUCUUCCAGAAGCUCUGCUCAUCCAGUGCGGAAAUUCCAAUUGGGAUCUAUCGGACGGAGUCGCACAUUUUCUCCGCGUCUGAGUCUCAGCCAUCGGUCGAUGAAUACAAGGACACCAGGGAUGGGGCCCAGCGCCUCAGUGACCCUUCGGAAUGCCCGCUACCGAGGAAGAAGAGCAUGCAGUGGGCGCGGCGGCGUCUGAGCAAAAGAAGCACCCGGGGGCAGGAUACCAGCCGGGACUCCACCAAGGACCACGGGCAGCGCGCCGCCCAGCAACGCCUCAGUCUGUACCGACGUUCCGAGAGAGAAGAGCUUUCCGAGCUGGUGCGCAACCGCAUGAGCUAUUUGGGCCUCCCAACCUCAGGAUAUGAGGACUUGAGCACUCUGACAGCCUGCGAUGUCAUGAACAGAGUCAAUCUGGGAUAUCUGCAAGGUUUGUUCCCAGAUGAGCAAAACGACCACCAAAACACUCUGUCCUACGUCCUGAUUAACCCUUCGCCAGACACCCGGCUGGAGCUCAAUGAUGUUGUCUACUUGAUUCGCUCAGACCCCCUGGCUCACGUCCCCGAGGACCCUCCGGUCUACAGCAGCAGCCUGAAAGAGAGGCACGAGUCCAGCUUUGACACCAGAGAAGAUACCCAGCUGUGAUCACAACCACCACCACCUCAACCUCUUACCUGGAAGCUUGUCCGUCCCAAGGCAGGUUUGGAACCCACACAGGACCAGCACUGCAGUCUCUGAAUGAAUUUGAUUGGCCCAAAAAUAUAGUAAGGACAAUUUUUUUUCUUCUUUAAGUUCUGGUUGAAUUGUUAUUGGCUUGGUGCUCCCUCAGGUAAAGUGAAAAUAGACAUCCAAAUCUAUUUGGCACUCGUUUGUCCAUAGUUAAUAGAUUUAACGUCCAAUUUAAGCAUAUCUUGAGCUAAUUUGUUAGAAAAUUGCAAUUCCAAGUUGGAAAAAUAGGUAUUUUUGUUGCCAAGCAUUAUCAGUGGCAGUCCUCUGGUGUAAAGGUCUUUACAUUCCUUGUGUGUUUUGGACAUACUUGGCAAAUAAAGAUGAUUCUGAUAAGUAAGACUGAGGCCCCAUCCGCACGGAAACACGUUUCAGUGUAUCUCUUAAGUUGUUUUAAAAAAAAUAUUUUUUUUUUGCAUUCUGUCCACGGAGUCAGCGUUUUGAGAGCCCGAAUCUGACCAUUGUUUAAACUACGUACCAGAGUGGCUAAAUCUCAAAAUGCUGCCCCACGGUUGUGUCAGUUAUCACGUGACCAUGCAAACAUUAAAAACAACAAAACUCCUAAGCAUGUUAAUAGCUUUUCCAGCAAAAAUCUCAACAAAAAUCCAGUCCACAAAAAUGUCUCCUUUAUUCCUCGCUUUGCAUUCACCAUUACUGUGAGUUUGACUAGAUCGCCCGACUUGUUAUUCUGUUUUGGGUGACUUCGCCUUGGCAGUGUUACAGUGCCACACAGGGCUGCCAUAUACUGUGUAGCUCAGUGUUUUCGCAUUUUCGUCUGGACGCGCAUUUCUUCAAACAAUUUUUUGUUUUGAUUAGCCCCAUUUCCGUGUGUACCAGGCUUAACAAUGAUCAUUUUGUCUCUUGUGCAGUGUUUUUACUGAUGAAAAUAAUGAGUUACUGUGAACGUUUUUCAAAAGUGCAGUGAAUUUUCUUAUUGGGUUUUUGUUAGGGCUGUCAAUAUAUAUAUUUUUAAAAUCAUAUUUAUCACACUUUUGAAUUUUGAUUAAUCACAGGUGCCAGGUAUACCAGACAUAGGACCACAUUUUGCUUUGAGAUGGUAUUUUAAACUUGAUGUGCUUCGAUGAAAAGAGAGUUCAGCGCUGCACUAUAUGUAAAUUACUGUUGUUUUAUCGAAAGGUCCAUCGGGGUGACUUUUGAAGAUUUGCCACCGAGCACACCACUCGGUAGUAUUUUCGCUUAUCUUUGCACUGACGUAAACAUUGACCUGAUCACUGACCCUGUAGCAACCUGCACCGCAUUUCAGAUAUCCAUUCGCGGUUAAAGCAAAGGAGUGUUUGUGGUCAAAAUAAAUUGUGCGAUUAAUCUGAGUUAAUACACGAUUAAAGCGAUAAUCUUUUUGUGAUAUUGAGUGAGAUAACGGCAGUGAGAUGAGUUAACGUGUUAACUUUGACAUCCCUAGUUUUUGUACAUAUUAAAAAAACUACAGUGGUACCUCGACUUACAAGUGAUCCAUCUUAUCUGUGAUACGAGCCAUCAAUGUUGGCCAAUUUUUUGUGUCUUGUGAGAAAAAAUUUCAAAUUAUGGGCGCUAGAUGGUGGCCACAAACUUAACAAUCAGCAGUUUGGCAGAUAGUGAACAAUUCUUCAAAAAAGAAGCUAAGGGCUUGCUUCAAGCUGUAUGUUGCCACUCCCAGUUAGUUUACUAUAAAACUAAGAGAAUUUCAUAUAUUUAAUCAAACAUAAGUUUGACAUCUGCUAGCUUAAUGCUAACACAUGGUGCAAAAUGGCAUAAACAGUCGAACAAAAUUAGCAUAGCUGUUGAUGUAGUUAUAAUCCUUUAGUUAAAGGAUAUUUAAACAAACGGUGCAGCAACACAUGUAGACAGACAAUAUACCAACUCAACCAUACAUUCUUUGAGCUGUAAUUUAUGUAUUAUAGUGCCCCUGGUGGCCAAUGUGUGCACACCAGAAGGAGCAGCACAAUGCCCAUUGAAUUAUAAUGAUGCACCAAGUGUUUGAUUCUUUACAUUGUAUUUAAUAGUGUUAUUACUGUAUGUUUUUCUAAAGUGCAAUACUGUACAGUGCUAUUUUUAUUAUUAUUAAAAACAUGUCAUAAACA
This is a messenger RNA of Phyllopteryx taeniolatus (common seadragon), 6784 nucleotides long. It is a transcript of the gene kcnt1a, whose product is annotated as potassium sodium-activated channel subfamily T member 1a. NCBI's taxonomy places the organism in Eukaryota, Metazoa, Chordata, Actinopteri, Syngnathiformes, Syngnathidae. The record is from RefSeq and is a predicted model, not a curated record. Gene Ontology annotation, molecular function: intracellular sodium-activated potassium channel activity. Gene Ontology annotation, cellular component: membrane. Bases 849 to 4625 code for a protein of 1258 amino acids. Gene Ontology annotation, biological process: potassium ion transport. The transcript is spliced from 31 exons.